Alnus glutinosa is the source of this 396-nucleotide messenger RNA. Its product is annotated as protein CURVATURE THYLAKOID 1B, chloroplastic-like. The transcript is spliced from 4 exons. The coding region runs from base 1 to 396 and encodes 131 amino acids. The record is from RefSeq and is a predicted model, not a curated record. Lineage: Eukaryota; Viridiplantae; Streptophyta; Magnoliopsida; Fagales; Betulaceae.
AUGCAAUGUGAUAUUGUAGUGUCAGGCAAGUGGGAGUCAUUCCUUAGAGGUCAAGCGAACAAUUGCCAUACCUCCUCCUCCACAGUUACAAUCUCCUCCUCAUCCACCAUUGUCGACGGCAAGGCUCCUCGCCUAUGGGCUGCUGUAUUCCCCACAAUGUGCGACCCUUCAAUUCCCACACUGCCCCCACCGCCUAUGCAGUCACAGAACCGGCCCUGGAAGAGCACUGCUUAUUGCCGUAAGAUUGCUCGAAAUGUCAUGGCCAUGGCCACUGGAGAGGCACCGGCAGAAGUUGGAGCAAAUGAGCUGCCAGAGACUGGCAAAACAGUCCAAGAAGCUUGGGACAAAGUUGAAGACAAAUAUGCAGUGAGUUCACUUGCAGUAGCACUGGGAUGA